AUGACUUUACCACUCACGUUUGAAGAUGAACGUUCUCGUAACUCAUUUAGAAAUGAUUCAUAUGUUGUUGUUGUUGUUAUCAUAAAAGGGUCUGUGACACCACCGAUGGUUUACCGAAUAAGGGAAGGGGGAAGGAUCCUAGAGUUCAUAUACAGCAGCAAACAGUUAAAAACGAAGGAAGGUUUAAUAGCCGGAAGGCCCGGAACAGCCACAACCCACUAUUUUGCAAGUGAAGAGUUCAAGAUCAAACAGGAAAAACCUAAGUUAUUCACUUGCAGCCCCGAGGAGGUCAUUUCAAGUGGUGACUAUAAACAAUCCACAUACUGUUACCUCCUCCAUGGCCUCUUCUUCUCUGAUCAAGUAGAGUUCAUAACGUUAACAUUCGCUUACAGCACAAUCCAGGCAUUUCGAUCAUUCGACGAGCUAUGGAAAGACAUAUGCAAUGACAUUAAAGAAUGCACUCUUACUCCAAAAUUCACCUUGCCAAAGAUAAGCAAAGCUGUCCUGGACAUCGUCACACCAAACCCAUGUUUAGCUUCGAGGAUCCAAGAUUGUUGUGAGGAGUUGAAGGAUCUAGACUGGUUUGGUCUAAUUCCUAAACUAUGGCCAAAUGUGAAGUAUGUGUACUCUAUAAUGACUAGAUCAAUGCAACCAUACUUCAAAAAAUAUGGAUCCACAGGGAGUUGGAUUGGGGUGAAUGUGAAUCCUUCUCCAUCGGAGAAUGUUACUUUCGUAGUUGUACCCACAUUUUCUUACUUCGAGUUCAUACCACUGCAAGAGUACUACCUUAAUUCACCCACCGAUGACUACUUAGAAGAUGAACCAUUACCAUUAUCUCAAGUGAAGAUUGGACAGGAGUAUGAGAUUGUCCCAACUACUUUAACAGAAAAGCAAAUUAUGCAUACUUACAAGUGUCAACCUAUCGCGAUCAAGCCUUUGAAGCCCUAUGAUGACAGGGUUUUUGUUCUCAGUGGAGAUAAUGGCGGCGAUGAUUUAGAGUUCUGUAGGGUUCCUGUUAGGUUCUUGUUUGGACACCAGCUUGAAUCAGUUGGAAAUUUGGAAAAUGAUCCCAUUUUUUGCUUAGUGCGGUCGUGGUCUGACGGUACUAUGGGGGACCUUUCCACUGAGCCCUUGCCUGACCAUUACGUAUCGGUAUUCCUGCUCAAAAUUGAUCCUGCAUGCAAUGCUAUAGAAUGCAGUGUUUCAUCAUCUUACAAGAUUAAGCAACUUGAUGGACGUGUGGGUGAUAUUGUCAGUGUGUUUGUGCUUGCUUAG
Cornus florida is the source of this 1275-nucleotide messenger RNA. RefSeq names its product indole-3-acetic acid-amido synthetase GH3.10-like. The record is from RefSeq and is a predicted model, not a curated record. The transcript is spliced from 5 exons. Bases 1 to 1275 code for a protein of 424 amino acids. Gene Ontology annotation, molecular function: acid-amino acid ligase activity. Lineage: Eukaryota; Viridiplantae; Streptophyta; Magnoliopsida; Cornales; Cornaceae. Gene Ontology annotation, cellular component: cytoplasm.